AUGCGGAGAGCGGACGACCAGUACAAAGUGCUGGGCAUCCUGAUGGGGAAAGACGAGGUGGUCUGUGCCCUACUGAAGAUCGGGCAGACCAUCUCGCUCUGGAACCUCAGGGCGCUCACUGUAAAAGGGAAGGUGCUGGUCGUCAACGCCCUCUGCAUGUCCACGCUGGUGCACACGCUGACAGUGCUCCACCUGCCGGGCGACGUCGCAAACAGACUGAGAGGGACCGUCGGCCGCUUCAUUUGGAGGGGGGAGAGGACGCUCGUGGCCCACGAUACCUGCGUGGGGGGGCGACGACAGCGGGGUUCUGGGACCCUCCUCUGUCACGCCCCCUGGAAACCCUUCUUUGGCCACUCCAUGGCCCUGGAAGGCAGCCAGGGUAUAUAUAAGCUCUGCCAGAUGCUGCCACCUUCGAUGCUGGACGGCCUGCCCCCAUUCGAACGGGAGGCGUGGACGGCGUGGCGAACGCUGCGGCCCUGGGCGAUCGCCACGCCAGCCACGACCGAGCAGCUGUCCAGCAUCUCCCUGCGGUUCAACCCGGAUCUCCUGUCCAGCCCACCCGCCCCUCAGGAGUACAUGACUCUUUCUGUUCUACUCUCCUCCAAACUGGCUACCUCCCCUCCCUCUCUGUCUGAAAACCCUUCUGAACUUGUUUCUCACUACAACAACACCCUAUCCUCCUGUCUUGACGAACUGGCCCGCACCAAAACUAAAACCGUCUCUUUCACCCAUACUGCCCUCUGGUACACCCCUGAGCUCCAUCAAAUGAAGUCCCCCCCCCUGCAGCAGGGAGUCCCCCAAGGUUCGGUGCUUAGUCCUCUCCUCUUCAUUCUCUACAUCCUCCCCCUCGGCAACAUCAUUCGUCGUCACGGUCUCCGUUUUCACUGCUACGCUGACGACAUCCAACUUUACAUUUCCACAACAUCCAUCAACCCCACAAUCCACUCCACUCUCACCCACUGCCUAACAGACAUUAAAAACUGGAUGAAUCACAACUUCCUCAAACUUAACAGCGACAAAACAGACUUCAUCAUCAUCGGUCCACACAACAUCGCCAAAUCCUCACAACACUUCACCCUCCACUUUGACAACACCACACUCUCUCCAUCCUCACUCAUCCGUAACCUCGGUGUGCUCCUCGACCCCACUCUUUCAUUUGAACCCCACGUCAAGCACAUAACCCGGACUGCAUUCUUUCACCUCAAAAACAUAGCCCGUCUCCGCCCAUCACUCACCUUCUGUGCCGCUGAAACUCUCAUCCACGCAUUCAUUACAUCCAGAAUCGACUACUGCAAUAGCAUCCUCUACGGUACACCAUCCAAAACCCUCAACAGACUACAGUACAUUCAGAACUCUGCUGCCCACCUCCUCACCCACACCCGCUCACAUGAACACAUCACUCCUGUCCUCCACAAGCUCCACUGGCUCCCCGUCCCUCAGCGCAUCCACUUCAAAAUCCUUCUUAUCACAUUCAAAGCUCUCCACAACCUGGCCCCUCCUUACCUCACAGACCUGCUCCACCACCACACUCCAUCUCGCUCCCUCCGCUCCUCCAGCUCCAACCUCCUGUCCCUGCCCUGUAGGACCAAGCUCCGAACCUGGGGGGACAGAGCCUUCUCCAUCGCUGCCCCGACCCUCUGGAACUCACUACCAAAACCCCUCCGUGACUGCUCUGACCUCCCCACCUUCAAGAAAGAACUCAAAACUCACCUGUUCAAAAUCGCU
This is a messenger RNA of Periophthalmus magnuspinnatus, 1725 nucleotides long. RefSeq lists its product as uncharacterized. The transcript is spliced from 4 exons. NCBI's taxonomy places the organism in Eukaryota, Metazoa, Chordata, Actinopteri, Gobiiformes, Gobiidae. The annotation marks the transcript as partial. The record is from RefSeq and is a predicted model, not a curated record.